ACAACCAGUACUAGCUUUCCAAUAGCUAAUUAGUCUUUGAAGAUAACUUGAGGGCGAUGAACUCUAGCUGCCAAAUUUGUAUGACUAUUCCUUGCAAUAUACGCGUAACUGUGACAGUCACAUUAAAUUCUUAGUCUUCUUUGACUCCGAGAAGGAACAUUUCAACUGGAAGAAAAUUCUUGAUCAAGCAAGAGAAUGUACACCGCAAAAAGUAUCUAUGAGAUUUCCAUAGUACUUGGAAGUCCACAGUGAUUUUGUAAGUUUCAAGAUUUCAGCUAAAUUUGUUGGUGCCAUCCCUGAACCAAAGCUCGAAAAGGUCGAUGGGGCGUAAAGGCAAAGGAAGGAAAUCUCAUGGACGACUGAGAUCGAUAAAACAUCAAACUAGCACUAAUGGGCAGCCUCCGGAAUGGGUGAUCAACAUCAACAAAUGUCUUAACGAGGGUCCUGAAUUGGAUUCAGGUAGAUCAUGGACUAUCUAUAGAAUACCCAGAAACUUGGUUAAUGUUCAUAAGCCUGCUUACAUCCCCAAAAUCAUAUCAAUCGGUCCAUUUUAUUACCAAGAAUCUCGUUUACAAGCCAUGGAGGAGCACAAGACGCGUUAUCUAAUGCGUAUCCUGGGAUACACUGGCCUCCAACAUUCUGCAGUUACUACAGACAAUACUACUAAUAAUCAAGAUAACAAAGGUAAACUAGAACUAGCUGAACCAUCUUCCCAUAUGCAGCAGCAACGACGUCUUUCAGGCAAAGACAUUCGUUUGGAAGAUUUAGUCGCAGCGAUGAAGGCUUUGGAAAGGAAGACAAGAGAAUGCUACUCAGAGAAAUUUGAUGAUGUCGAAAGCAACGAUUUUGUCCAAAUGAUGGUAACCGACGGUUGUUUCGUGAUUGAGCUACUUCGCCUUUUCUAUAACUACUACUUUGAAGAUGACAAUAAGGAAUCAGUAAGUGAUCCGAUCUUCACUACACGAUGGAUGAUUCGUUCUUUGCAGCGCGAUUUAUUGAUGUUACAGAACCAGCUUCCCUUUUUUGUUCUAAAUGAACUAUUCAACUUAACGAGCUGUCCUGGAAAGUCUAACAUGUCUCUAGUCGAUCUCACAGUCAAGUUUUUUGCUCCACUUCUUCCACGGUAUGAUGUCGACAGUAACAGGGACAUGAGAGGUGAUCAUACUGAGUAUGAUCACUUACUUGACAUACUGCGCACAAGCUUCAUUACAGAGAUUCAGAACAAGAAGCCCAUAUCACGCUUAAGGAAACCUCCUCAUGCGACUCCAAGUGUCCGAUUUGUUCAGGAGAAGCAAUUGAUUCAUUCUGUUAAAGAACUACAAGAUGCAGGAGUGAAGUUCUUGAAGAAAGAACAGAGCAACUUACUAGACAUUGAUUAUGAGGAUGGAAAGUUAAAAAUUCCUCCUCUCUACAUUGACGACAACACCGUUCCUGUCUUGCUAAAUUUUGUGGCUUACGAGCAAUGUGAUGAGGAGGCAGAGCCUUAUUUCACAAAUCACUUGAUGUUCUUUGAUAGUUUGGUGAAUUCAUCAUUGGAUGUCGAGAUACUGCACAACUAUGGCAUAGUUGAUCAUCUUUUGGGAAGCGAUAAAGACGUAACUAAUCUCAUCAAUCGGUUAUGUAGAGAGAUUGUUUACGACGUCGAGAGUUGUCACUUAUCUAAGCAAAUGAGGGAAGUGAAUGAUGCUUACAAGGCAUAUUAUGCUACAAGAUGGCAUAAAUGGUGGGCGAAUUUGAUCCGUGACUACUUCAGCAGCCCAUGGACAUUUCUCUCACUCCUUGCCGCCAUCAUUUUAUUGCUUUUAACAUCGGCCCAAACCUUUUUUGCUAUCUAUGCUUAUUUUAAACCACCAAAUACAUAGCUUAUUUAUAUCUGGAUAGCUACGCCUGCCUGCAAAAUUUUGGAACUUAUAUUUUGUUCCUAACUUUAUCUGUCAUUAUAUGAAAGCUAUACGGAUAUAUGUAGUCUGCAGUGUAGUGCAUUAAAGAAAUUCAUAUAUAUAUUAUAUGUUUCGAAAACGUUCGACCACGUAAAAAUCUGGUUAAGAUAGGAUAAUGAACGUGCAUGCAUGUAUCAGCUACUUACUCAUAAUGACUUGCAGCUGGCAAGUGAAAAGCUUUAUUUUAUAAAAAAAA
Papaver somniferum (opium poppy) is the source of this 2136-nucleotide messenger RNA. Its product is annotated as UPF0481 protein At3g47200-like. Lineage: Eukaryota; Viridiplantae; Streptophyta; Magnoliopsida; Ranunculales; Papaveraceae. The coding region runs from base 321 to 1862 and encodes 513 amino acids. The transcript has 2 exons. The record is from RefSeq and is a predicted model, not a curated record.